Raphanus sativus (radish) is the source of this 1508-nucleotide messenger RNA. RefSeq names its product alpha-galactosidase 1. Lineage: Eukaryota; Viridiplantae; Streptophyta; Magnoliopsida; Brassicales; Brassicaceae. The transcript has 14 exons. The record is from RefSeq and is a predicted model, not a curated record. Gene Ontology annotation, molecular function: hydrolase activity, hydrolyzing O-glycosyl compounds. Bases 174 to 1421 code for a protein of 415 amino acids. Gene Ontology annotation, biological process: carbohydrate metabolic process.
UUUAUCUGAAAAGUAAUAAGAUGAUGUGAUGUCUAGUCUCUAGAUAAGAGUGCGAGGGGCAAUAAGGGUAUAAGUAGAUUAUAUAGAACACUCUUGAGCUUCUACUUCAAAGCAGUGUCGGCCAAAAGAUCUUCACAUUCAGUUGUCGUCGUCUAUCGAGAGACUUUGCAAAGAUGGCGAGAAGAGAUAAAAGUGAGAUGGCGAAGAUGUCAAUGCUCAUGAUCAUGAUGAUCUCAUCAAUGCUGAUGACCAUGGUUGACUCUUCUAGAUCAGUCCAAAGAUCCCGUGACAGUGAAGAAUCUGAGAUCGUACGAAGACACUUGCUCGCUAAUGGCCUAGGCGUCACUCCUCCAAUGGGGUGGAAUAGCUGGAACCAUUUUAGCUGUAACAUAAAUGAGAAAGUCAUCAAAGAAACUGCUGAUGCUUUGGUUACUACUGGCCUCUCUAAGCUCGGUUACAACUAUGUUAAUAUCGAUGAUUGUUGGGCUGAACUUGCUCGUGACGCAAAGGGAAAUCUAGUGCCAAAGAAAUCAACCUUCCCUUCUGGUAUCAAAGCCCUUGCUGAUUAUGUUCACAGCAAGGGCCUUAAGCUUGGGAUCUACUCAGAUGCAGGGUAUUUGACUUGUAGCAAAACAAUGCCGGGCUCUCUAGGCCAUGAGGAGCAAGAUGCCAAGACAUUUGCAGAAUGGGGAAUAGAUUACUUGAAGUAUGACAACUGCAACACCGAUGGCACGAGACCAACCGUCAGGUAUCCAGUUAUGACCCAAGCUCUGAUGAAAUCUGGCCGUCCCAUCUUUCACUCCUUGUGUGAAUGGGGGGACAUGCAUCCAGCUCUCUGGGGAUCUCCACUAGGCAACAGUUGGAGAACCACUAUUGACAUCAAUGAUAGUUGGCUUAGUAUGAUUGCAAAUGCAGACAUGAACGAAAUCUAUGCUGAGCAUGCAAGGCCUGGUGGCUGGAACGAUCCUGACAUGCUUGAAGUGGGAAAUGGAGGGAUGACUAAAGACGAGUACAUAGUCCAUUUCAGCAUAUGGGCAAUCUCAAAGGCUCCUCUUCUACUUGGUUGUGACAUAAGAAACAUGACUAAAGAAACUAUGGAGAUUGUGGCAAACCAGGAGGUCAUUGCUAUUAAUCAAGAUUCACUUGGUGUUCAGGCCAAGAAAGCUAGAAUGGAAGGUGAUAUCCAGAUUUGGGCAGGGCCAUUGUCAGGUUACAGAGUAGCUUUGCUUCUGUUGAACCGUGGACCAACAAGAUUAUCUAUUACUGCUUUUUGGGAUGAUAUUGAGAUUCCUCCAAAUAGCAUCGUUGAAGCAAGAGAUCUAUGGGAGCACAAGACAUUGAAGCAAAAGUUUUUGGGGAACUUGACAGCAACAGUUGAUUCUCAUGCGUGUAAGCUGUAUGUUCUCAAACCUGUUGCCUGAGAGAUAUAGGCUACGUUGUAAUAUCCAAUUUAUUAUGUAGAAACAAUGAUCGGUUCCUUAAUAAAAUUGUUCAACGUUUUGCUCCAA